Molecule: messenger RNA, 5203 nt
Organism: Danio rerio (zebrafish)
Lineage: Eukaryota; Metazoa; Chordata; Actinopteri; Cypriniformes; Danionidae
Gene: tmem47
Product: transmembrane protein 47
Cellular component (GO): membrane; adherens junction
Source: RefSeq, marked validated
CGGCGAGGCACUAGGACCCUGCAGGUGCAGCAGAGAUUUUUCAAUAAUGUGCAGUGCAGUCGCGUUCAUAGGAGCGCGAGGGCAGCUGUUACAGCGUCCCUCUCGCGCAGCUGUUCCACAAUCUCCAAAACACUGAUCGCGAAUACGGAUCCAAAGUGUGCGGAUAGUCCUCUUUUUCCUCUCCGAGACGCAGCGCAGCAUCAGCCCAGGGCAUCCAGCCGACAUGGCCUCAUCCGUGAGCGGAGCAGAGGAAGUGCGCGUGUCGGCGUUGACGCCCCUGAAGUUGGUGGGUCUGGUGUGUGUUUUCCUCGCGCUGUGCCUGGAUGUCGGGGCCGUGCUGAGUCCGGCGUGGGUCACCGCCGAUGACCAGUACCACCUGUCCCUGUGGAAGUCGUGCUCGAAGCCCGCUGCCUCCGCGACCUGGCGGUGCAACAGCACACUGGGGACCGACUGGCAGAUCGCCACAUUGGCUUUGCUGUUGGGUGGAGCGUUUCUUAUCCUCCUCUCCUUCCUGGUGGCCCUGGUGUCUGUUUGCAUUCGUUCCAGGAGACGCUUCUACCGACCGGUCGCGAUUAUGCUCUUCGCUGCAGUGGUCCUGCAGGCCUGCUGUUUGGUGCUGUAUCCCAUCAAGUUCAUCGAGACCAUCAGUUUGAGAAUAUACCACGAGUUCAACUGGGGGUACGGUCUGGCCUGGGGAGCCACCAUCUUCUCCUUCGGCGGAGCCAUUCUCUACUGCCUGAACCCUAAGAACUACGAAGAUUAUUAUUAAACCACAGCCACAAUGCACUUCGAUGUCCCUCUUCACUGUUGUGAUAGCAGCUCAUGCACUGAACUGACACAAAGACCCUCAAAAUGCGGGGCAGACGCUGAGCUGAUAGAUCCAUAUUUUGAUUCUCCUUCAGAUUGCUCUAUUAUUCAAUUAAACCCUUUCGUCACACUCUUUCUUUUUCCGUCUGUCAUAUCUCUCUCUGCUCGUGCCGAUUUAACACGUCUGAUCAUCUUCUGACUGUCAGAUGAGCGUUUGACUCCAGAUGUCAGUCUGCGUUCGCAGGAGAGCUGCUAGUCUGUGAUGUAAUCAGCAGGGAAACCUCCAUCUGUGGUGGGAUCUGAAGCGAGGCAGACAGAUGCCUGCAAAUCUGACACUAUCAAACUUUGCCAUGAGAGACGCAGCAUUUGUUUUGGGAUUUGACAGAUGCAGGAGAGAAGGUUUAAAGGCAAUUAUAGUCUCUGGAAUGCAUCAGAAGAUAAAAAAAUAAACAAGCUGCGUCCGAAAUUGCAUACGUCCCUACUAUAUAGUAUGUGAAAAACAGUAUGUGAGUCAAGUAGUUUGAAAAACAGCUAGCGAGAAAUACCUGAAUGCCAUACUGCUUCUGGCGAAAUUUUGUAGUGCGCAUCUGAUGGAUGCCAUACUGUCCUAUGAUGCCACAUUUGAAAAUUCUUGAAUGUGAGUAAAGCAACACUAUUGAUGUGGAUGAGUCAUUUGAUAGUCACAAUGGCAGAAUGCUGAAAAUCCAAUCAUACUAUUGACCUUAUUCUAAAAUGCGGAAGUGCGCCUGUUUUCGCGAUUGUCUUAGAACUUCCGAUUCAGUCCCCUAUGGGAGAAAUUACUAGGACUAAUAAAUGGCAAAAAAUGGUCAAACUACUUGCUCUACAAACAAAUGUUUGCAUGACUACACAGUCCAAGUAGAAUAAUAUAAUAAGAAAAUAUCAAAUUGCAACAUCAAGCAGCAUAACGAGCAGUUUUUAACGUCAAAAAAUGAAUGGAAGUGAAUGUGACCGGAAGUCGCGAGACAAAAAGAUUCAAAUGGCAGCGGACGCUCAUCAGCGGAGAAUAAGGUGAAUAUAAAACUUCCUUUUAUAAUGGUCGUUUUCUAUUUCAUUAUAUGUUCGUUAUAUUGUAUAAUGCAGUGUUUCCCAACUCUGUUCCUAAAGGCACACCAGCAGUACACAUUUUUAACCUCUUUCGAAUCAAACACUUCUAAAUCAACUCAUCAGAACAUUAGAAGAGACUCAAACCUGUUUAGGUUGAUGGGUCAGAUAAGGGACUUAUCCAAAAUAUGUACUGUUAGUGUCCAUCCAGGAACAGAGUUUGUAAGCACUGGUAUAACCGUCGUGCAAUUUUGGAAGCAGCAACAUCAUAGGUAUUCAAAGUCAAUUCCUGGAGAGCCGCAGUUCUGCACAGUUUUGCUCCAACCUUAAUCAAACACAGCUGACGCAAAUGAUCGAGGUGUUCAAAAGAAUCUUGAUUAGUUGCAUCAGCUGUUUUGAUUAGGGUUGGAGCAAAACUGUGCAGAGCUGCGGCUCUCUAGGAAUUGACUUUGACAUCUGUGAGUUACAGUGUUAUUAGUGCACAAGAGCAGUCAAACGAUUGAGUAUAAUGAUAAGCUUGUCAAAAACAGGCUUGAGGUGGAGGCACAUUUACAAAAAUCGAGCAAACUUUCACAGACAAAACGGUUCAUUGUAUACCAUCAAUAUUCAAGUGAUAUUUUAAGCACAGUUCACCAAAAAAAAGAAAAAAAAAGUCUAAUUUAAAAUAAAGCUUUGUUUGAUUUCAUGUUUGCGGUCAAGUUGGCUUUGUUGAUAAACCGCUAAAACGUGACACACAUCCCACGAAAAAUCCCAUAGAAUCGAUCAAAUCUGAUUGUGACUUUGAACCUUUUGAAGCGUUUCUAAUUUUCUGUGCCUUUUGCAUCAGACGCUAAGCCAACAAUCCGUGGACAUGACGUCUGAGGCCGAGACUACGUUUUGUUGGUCAAGACAGCAAAUUCACGCAAACAGUUUUUAAUCCUCUGCAAAAUAUUUUGCUGAUUGAAAUUACGCAGACAAAAUAAAGGACUAUAUGAAGCGAAGUGUGAAGUGCAGAUCAGAUCAAGCUACAUUCUGUUGGUCAACAUUACUAAUUAGUUUGACCAGUUUUGGAACUCAUUGCAUUUUUCAAACGCGUGGAAUCAUUUUGAGCAGAAUUUUGUCUAGUCUGUAGUCUAGGAGUGUCAAACUCAGUUCCUGGAGGGCCGCUACCCUACACAGUUCAGUUCCAAAUACUUGGUCACACUGCCCUAUAAACAUCCAUUUAUACGCAUACGACUGCGGCAGACCGGAUACGCAACCUCCUGCGUCAAGUUUCGCUAUUCACUGCAUUGAAAAAUUCAAGCUUGGUGCAUUCAGACAUGUGAAAUCGUGGUUGUGUAAGUAUAAUACAUGACCUUUGUGGACAGAAAUUGUCUAAUCAUCGUUUUAUCCCGCCCCUUUUCGCAGCGCUGUACAACAGAAUUUGGCAUGCUCAAACUCUAGUGUGACCACGGCUUUACCUGUAGGUUUCAAACAAGCCUGAAUGACUCAAUUAUUUUGAUCAGGUGUGUUUAAUUAGGGUUGGAACUCAAGCCCCGGUCACACUGCACUUUUUGCCCCAUAGACUUUCAUUCAUACAAGUUUUGCAGUUCGCUGUGUUGAAAAGUUCAAACUUGGUAAACUUUAUCCUGCGAAAUUGCGUGAUACCAAUCGAAGAUCAAACAUGUCCUUUCUGGACAGACAUUUAAAAUAUGGACCAGUCGCUUGUUUUAAAAAAAAAAAAAAAAGACUAACCAUCUUGUUUAAUCCCGCCCCUUUUCGCAGUGCUGGUGACCGCGGUAUUACCUGUAGGUUUCAAACAAGCCUUAAGGACUCAAUUAGUUUGAUCAGGUGUGUUUAAUUAGGGUUAAAACAAAACUGUGCAGAGCCGCGGCCCUCCAGGAACUGAGUCCCAAAUUGCACACUAUACACCUCCACACUCAACAGCAUAGUAUAUGAAUGUAGUGUCGUCCCAAAUGGAACACUAAUGUUUUUUUUUUUUUUUUACCAAGCGGAAAUUCAAAUUGUUUCCCGUUUGCUUUCACAAUCCAAAAUAAAAAAAGUAAUCCAAAUGGUUGUUGGUAGAUCGGAUACGGUUGCGGCUGGAAGUUAACGAAAAUUAUUUAUAUUAUUUAUUAAAUUUCACAUUUAUUGAUUUUGUUAACGUUUACCCCCACCCCAACCCUAAACCCAACUGACACAGUAACGUAAAAACAGUAGUUGUACCAAGUAUUAUUUAUGCUAUUAAAUUACCCAAGACAUUGUCAUUUUUAACCCUAAACCCAAUCGUCACAGUACUGUGAAAAUAUGAAUUAUUGUUAUACUGUGUCAUAAAAAUUGCUGCCAUAAUAAUGUACAUAUCGCACUUCCGGCCGGCCGAUCUAGACUUUACCAAUCCAGCGCCAGUGCCCGAAAGCUCCACCCCUUCUGCUACAUGAGCAAAGCAGCGGCCGUUGAGUGUGUGAUGUGUCCAACAAUCUACACUUCUGUUUAACGGUUGAAGUUUUCAGUGUGAACGCACUACUUACACUAUUUAUACUAAAAAAUGCCAUAGAAUAGUGCAUAAGUAUGCGAUUUGGGACGCACAUUUUGACACUUGCGCUGUUGUCUGUUGGCAAUAGCAUAUCGAUGUAUGAAAGUCUUAAAAAUCAAGCAAAACUCUGUAGGUCGGUGAGGUGAAAUUAAACAUUUUGCACAAAAGAGGUUCUUGUUCAGUGACAGUAAUGCAUGAAGCAUCAACAGUUUGUUAAAAUGAAGCCACAUUUUGUUGAUAAACAGAAUUAUAUCUAAUUUAAACCAGUUGUAAAAUCUGCUGGAGAAAACAUUUUACGCUUAAGCAGAUUUCCACGCAGCAUCGAUUACUAUUGAAAUAGCAUAUAUUUCAAUGUUAAAAACGUAUCACACAUUUAUGCAUAGAUAAGCAAAGCAAAACUCUCUUAAUGCUAAGAAACAGCUAUUAUUUUAAGCACAUAUCAUGUACAUAGCACACAAAUAGUUUCUUCGUGCACAUCUGAAUACAUGUUUCAUUUUUAGGGGAUCUGGUAGAAGAUACUUUGCAUUGUAGAGAACCUAGGUCUUGUGGUGUUUCGAAGCCUUGCAUAUAGACUAGUGUUUUGACUGGUAUCUGAAGAGUGAUUAUUAGUCUUCUUUUGCAUACGUAUCCAAACAGGUAGUCAAAAGCAGACUGUAGGGUUGUUUCUUAGCACUGUCGGUCUGUUGUGCGCAUGUUAGUGUGUUUGAACGAGGAUGCAUGUAUCAUUUGAAUGCGUGUUUGAGUGAUUGCGUGCUUUCUGUUGGGAUUUUUUCCUGUCCCGUAUGCAGUUGUGACAUACUGUACUAAUUUAUAUACUAACCAAAAUAAAGAGAUAAAUAAGAA